UUGACAUUCUACAUAAUAAAUUUUCAUGAUUUAUCGUUUACAUUUGCGUUUUGCAAGAUUGUAUUUACUAUUUAAAUAAACAAUGGAUUUAGUUGAUAGUGACAUUCGUCAAUGGGACGUAAACGAUGUAAAGGAACAAUUUGGCGACAGCCUCAUGUUGCUACCUUCAAAUGAUAACAUCAAAGAAUUGCAGACCAUUCUUCGGGACAAUUCUAUUUACAGAAACACCUCCCGUAGCGACUUCAAGUUUUACGCUGACAGAUUAAUAAGACUAGUAAUUGAGGAGAGCCUGAACAAGCUGCCUUUCACUGAUUGUGAAGUUGUUACCCCUACUGGAGCCCUGUACAAAGGUUUGAAGUAUGGCUCCGGGAACUGCGGGGUUUCCAUUGUCAGGUCAGGAGAAGCUAUGGAGCAGGGUCUACGCGACUGCUGCCGUUCAAUCCGCAUCGGCAAGAUCCUAGUGGAGAGUGACAAUGAUACGCACGAGGCGCACGUGGUGUACGCCAAGUUCCCCGAGGACAUCUCCAGGCGGCAGGUGUUGCUCAUGUACCCCAUCAUGUCUACCGGGAACACGGUUAAACAGGCAGUGAACGUCCUCUCGCAGCACGGCGUCAAGGAAGAGCACAUAAUCCUGUCAAACCUCUUUUGUACGCCGGCCGCGGCGCAGGCGGUCGUGGACUACGUGCCCAGGAUGAAAAUACUCACCUCAGAGCUGCACCCCGUAGCGCCCAACCACUUCGGCCAGAAAUACUUUGGAACCGACUGAUAUGAGGAUGACUUUUAAGUUAUGUCGUAAAGCGGUGUUGCUGGAGCUGAAAUUAACACUGUUAUAUUUUAGAUAGCAAGAAACAAACUUUGAAGAUAUGAAAUUGUAAAUAUAUGAACUUUACUAAGCAAACUCUGUUAUUGAGGUUCCAAAAAUUGACCUGUAAAUUUUAGUUAUUUAAACAAAUUAUUUUUAGGUUUCGACUUUUUUUACAUCAUCUCAGUACUUUAAGGAAACAAAAUUUUGUAAAAAUAAUAAUUUAAUGUAUAGUUUAUAGUGCAAAAAAUAACUUUUUUUUUACAUUUUAGCUUAAUGUUUGUUCCUAAUAACCAGAUAUGUUUUUAAUAUUACUAUUUAGGCUUAUGUAUUACCCAGAUAAUAACUGUAUUUUUCAUGUAAUAUUAAU
Pararge aegeria (speckled wood butterfly) is the source of this 1172-nucleotide messenger RNA. It is a transcript of the gene kri, whose product is annotated as uracil phosphoribosyltransferase homolog. The transcript has 5 exons. The coding region runs from base 83 to 766 and encodes 227 amino acids. The record is from RefSeq and is a predicted model, not a curated record. Lineage: Eukaryota; Metazoa; Arthropoda; Insecta; Lepidoptera; Nymphalidae.